Podospora pseudocomata is the source of this 225-nucleotide messenger RNA. RefSeq lists its product as uncharacterized. NCBI's taxonomy places the organism in Eukaryota, Fungi, Ascomycota, Sordariomycetes, Sordariales, Podosporaceae. The record is from RefSeq and is a predicted model, not a curated record. The coding region runs from base 1 to 225 and encodes 74 amino acids. The transcript is spliced from 2 exons.
AUGCUGCUCUUGAUAAGCAUGAAGUAUCGGCCUUCGUAUGGAUGCUCCUUUUGCACCCAAAGAGAGCCAGCCGGAGCAAAAGAAGCGGCGCCAGCAGCAACAGCAGCAAUGUCCGGUUCUGGCAUAGGUGGUAGGUUCCCCAAAAGGGACUCGGGUUGUGUCGGUGCGGGCCAAGAAUCCGUGCUUUCGGGAAGACCCGCCGGGUCGCCGAUCUCUUUGCCUUGA